AAACUAAAACGUGCAGCUUGUAAACAAAUAAAAAAUUCGAAAUGGGUUUUCGGGUUCUAGAACUAUUCAGUGGCAUUGGAGGCAUGCAUUACGCGUUUAAAUAUGCACAGUUGGAAGGAGAAAUUGUUGCCGCCUUGGAUGUUAACACAGUGGCCAAUGCGGUAUAUGCGCAUAAUUAUGGCAAUAAUGUCGUAAAGACCAGAAAUAUUCAGAGCCUAAGUGUAAAGGAGGUCGGAAAGUUGAGGGCCAACAUGCUUCUUAUGUCCCCGCCUUGUCAACCCCACACCCGUCAAGGAUUGCAAAAGGACACGGAGGACAAACGAUCGGAUGCACUUACUCAUAUAUGUGGACUCAUUCCGGAGUGCCAGGACCUUCAGUAUAUUCUGAUGGAGAACGUCAAGGGAUUCGAGAGCUCUCAAGCUAGAAAUCAGUUUGUUAAAGCUCUGGAGAACGCACGAUUUUAUUGGAGGGAGUUUAUACUGACGCCCACACAAUUUAACGUCCCAAACACUCGACAUCGCUACUAUUGCCUAGCGCGCAAGCAACAUGAUUUUUCGUUCCCUGCCGGAAAGAUCUAUGAGGAAAUGCCAGGGAGUAAAACCCAUGAUCAGACACUCUCCCAAAUCUCAGAGAUCCUGGAGGAAAAUGUGGGCUCCGAGUUCCUAGUUCCGGAUGAUGUUUUAACCAAAAGAGUUCUUGUGAUGGAUAUAAUUCAUCCUGCGCAAAGUAGAUCCAUGUGCUUCACAAAAGGGUAUACUCAUUACACUGAGGGCACCGGAUCUGCAUUUACUCCACUCUCGGAACAGGAAUCACAUAGGAUCUUCGAACUAGUAAAGGAAAUCGAUGAAAACUCCCAGGAAACUGUGAAGUCAGAAGAUGUUAUUCAAAAACGAUUGGAUUUUCUGCAUCAAGUAAAACUGCGUUAUUUUACACCACGCGAAGUAGCUCGACUAAUGAGUUUUCCCGAAGAAUUCGACUUUCCCCGAGAGACAACAAAUAGACAAAAGUAUCGUCUGCUCGGAAAUAGUAUUAAUGUUAAAGUUGUAGGCGAACUUAUAAAAUUGUUGACCACUGAGCAAAUCAUAGAAUAAAGAUUAUAAAUCUUAAAUUAAAAUAAAAUUUAAUUUU
This is a messenger RNA of Drosophila ficusphila, 1128 nucleotides long. It is a transcript of the gene Mt2, whose product is annotated as tRNA (cytosine(38)-C(5))-methyltransferase. Bases 42 to 1091 code for a protein of 349 amino acids. Gene Ontology annotation, molecular function: methyltransferase activity. The transcript is spliced from 2 exons. Lineage: Eukaryota; Metazoa; Arthropoda; Insecta; Diptera; Drosophilidae. The record is from RefSeq and is a predicted model, not a curated record.